AUGAGCCAGAUCAAUUAAGUGCAGUAGAAAGGUGUGCUUGCAGUUUGCUAUGAAAGCCUCUCUGCUUAGAUUCAAGUGAGCGGUUGCUGAUCUGGAUUAAUUAGUGGAGACGAAGAGCUUAACUGCACAGCACAGACUGUGUUCUCAUCGGAGGACUAUCUCUAACAGAUUAUCGAUAAACAUUUGGAAACAGUUAUCGAUAACACACCAUGGGUGCUGAUGGGAGUCUCAACUCCACCUUGAAUGAAACAGCUAAUCCUGGCGCUUGCCCUGUACAUUACGAAACAACGGCAACUCAAACCAUAAAGACACUGGCUUACUGUGUUAUUAUUUUACUCUCGCUAGUUGGAAACUCAAUAGUAAUAUUUACAGUGUGGAGAAACAACAGUAUGCGAAGCGUCACCAAUCUCUUCAUCGGAAACCUGGCCGCCAGUGAUCUUUUAAUCACGUUCCUUGGAAUGCCAAACAUGAUAACUCAGCUUUAUCUCGGACAAAAGUGGAUUUUCGGAGAGGCCAUUUGUAAGAUUGUGGUCUUUUUCCAGAGUGUUUCCGUAGCAAGUUCUAUUUUGACUCUGCUGGCGAUUUCCUUCGAUCGUUUCUGGGCCAUCAUCUUCCCAUUUAAAAGACGGCCAUCGUUCUUUGCGGCCAGAUUAAUGCUCGGUGUCACGUGGGUGAUUUCUCUGGCAGUAAUGGCUCCAUUUCUGUACGCGCAAAGAGUUGUAGUUGUUGCAGAUGGGUACGAGAUGUGUAUCGAAGAUUGGGCCCCCGCUUUUAACCCCCAAACUGCGGCAAAGGACUACACCUUAAUACUCUUCGUGACAUUGUACGCCUUUCCGUUACUUACAAUGCUCUUCAUGUACUCAUUCAUUGUCUCUAAACUAUGGAAAAGGCAAAUUCCGGGUUUUCGUUCAAGCGGAGACGAGAUCAGAACGCGCACAUUGAGGAAAAAAGUCGUCAAAAUGCUUAUAACAGUGAUAACUCUGUUCUGCGUAUGUUGGCUGCCUCUUCACGUGUACCUGUUUAUAGUUUUCUUCGCCUAUGAUAAAAUACCCUGUUUUGACUCCUCUCUGAGCUUUUAUUUCACUUCCCUGUUCUUAGGACAUGCAAAUUCGGCCAUAAACCCAUAUUUGUACGCGUUAUUUCAUCGAAAAUAUCGAGAGGGAUUCAAAGCGGCUUGGACAUGCUCCGCUAUUAUCCCGGAUGAUAUGGGUUUUAGCAGGACUUACAGUCGCCGCCGAAGCUCGUCUAAUAUCACGUGGUUAACAAGAUCUAACAGAUCGCUGAUGAUCGACCGUCGAUUUAGCACUGCUGCCAUUAGCGAAAAACGCCGUCUAAGUGCAGUUACCAUCGCCGAAAAACGCCGUUACAGUACGGCUACCAUGCCAGGAACCACAAGGAAUGCUUUGUCGAGAAAACAAGGCACAGUUACGAAACCUGUCAAUGUCUAAUCCGACUGACGAACUCUUAUUUUUAAACAAAUUACUCAGAUGGUUGUGCAUCUUUAAAAACAUAGCUUAGGAUUUUUAAGUAUAUUAAACAAACCGUGAUAACCCCUCUCCGAGUUUUUACAGUACUAGCUCCUGUUUGCUUUUGUUUUACCACUUUGGAUUUUUUCUCUCUCAGUUACCAAAGUAAUAUUUUGUGGUUUUCAGUUCGCAUGUCAUAAAGAAACGACUCAAGCCGAGGGAAACUAAAACUAAUGUAACAUUUGUAACAGAUCACAUCGAUAUCAUUUGCGCUUUAUUUUCCUCUUGCUUAACCUUUUCAUUCCCAGGAGUGACCUAACGGAAAUUUCUCUGUAAAUGUGACGAGGAGAAAGAAAACUAUCUACAAGAGGAUACUGUUUGAUUUUACACCAAACUCUCGGAGAUAAGAUUACAGCGGAUGUAUCAAAAACAGUAGGGAUAGUUGAUAUUCAGAUCUUGCGGGUGAGAGGGUUAACUGACCUGACAGAUCGUAAAUAAAUUAAUCGCUUGGGUUUGAAUAUCUAAUUCUUCAAGCUCUAUAAGCUUUCCGAAAAAUAAGAAGUAAGUUUUUGGAACAAAAACCUUUCUUGAUACAUGCGUAGGAUUAAAUUUAUCAUUGUAUAUACAA
This is a messenger RNA of Pocillopora verrucosa, 2094 nucleotides long. Its product is annotated as QRFP-like peptide receptor. NCBI's taxonomy places the organism in Eukaryota, Metazoa, Cnidaria, Anthozoa, Scleractinia, Pocilloporidae. Gene Ontology annotation, biological process: G protein-coupled receptor signaling pathway. Gene Ontology annotation, molecular function: G protein-coupled receptor activity. Gene Ontology annotation, cellular component: membrane. The record is from RefSeq and is a predicted model, not a curated record.